AGAAAGGCGCGUCAGCGAGUGGUAGCGAAGCGGGAAGACGAAAAUAACGCAGACGCCUUCCAAUGCGUUUUUCUGCCUUGUCUUUAUUUUUUGUUGUUGCGUUAGUGGUUUAGUUUUCCAUAUACAAUGUAUCCUCAUCUUCCGAGUGUCGCGUUACUUUAGCACCGUUUCUCUCUUUCACUUUGUGCGUGCGUAAAUGUUUUUUUUUAAUGUUAUUUUUAUUGUGAUUGUUUCGAACCGUUUGUUUUGAUAUUUGUGAAAUUUUUGUUGAUAUUUAAAACAAAUCAAAAGUGUGUGUGUAUUUCGUACAAGAAGUCAUUAUAUGCUGUGUUGCAUGCAACAAAACGCAGCGAAUGUGAUGCGAAGCCGCGAUAAAACAAACAGCAAACAACAACAACUGGCGACAACGACGCGUGAAAAAACUGUAAAGCAGAAAACAUAAUAUAAAACGUUCGCUCGCAAACGCGGAAAUGCACUUGAGCGCAUAAUUUUUAUAAGCCAAGCGACACAAGCAUCAGCAACAACAACGACAACAACAAACGAAACCGAGCAAAAAAGCAUAAAGAAAUACAGCAAAAACAAAAAAGAAAAAAUUGCUUGUCAGCAAAUUGCAGCAGCAGCAGCCAAAGAAGCCACAACAAACGGACAAGCAUACAGAAACAGAAAAACACUCUCUCACACAGAGAGACACACUCACAUAGAAAUACCUGCACACUGCGCUCUCUUCAUCCAGUCGUGCGCGCGCGUGCGUGCCUGUGUGUGUGUGAGAGAGAGCGAUGUUGUGCGCGGCGCCUGAGCGCAGCAGCAGCAGGAAUAACAAUUAAAACAAACGCGCAAAAUGUUGCAGGCGCAUAGCGACGCCAGCAGCACAACAACAACGACUAGAAACAGCGCCGAGAGCAGCGACAGUGGUGCCGCAGCGACGCCAACGCAGGAGGAGAAGACACAGCGACGCCGCUCCACCUUCUACGUGCCGCUGGUCAUCGAGGACGACAACAACGUCGUGCAGCAGCAGCAGCAGCGCUAUUUAGCGCCACACGGCGGCAGCAGCUCCAGUUUGAGCAGCAACAGCUGGAGAAAGGGCAACACAGUUAAAACGGUUGAGCGCAAAUCUAACGGCAGCAGCAGCAGCAGCAGCGUGAGCAAAAUGUCGCCGCCCUGCGGCUUCAAUUGGAGCAUUAGCGGCAGCGACGUUGCUGCGCAGUACUCGGACUCUGAUGAUGAGGAUCAGCUGCAGCAGCAACGCCAGCGCCAGCAAUUGCUUAAGGCUGCGACAGCGGCUACGUCGACGUCAACGUCGACAUCGACGUCCACGCCAGCGUCGAAGCUCAAGCGCUAUGGCAUUGUGCUCAAUGUGAUCAGCCUCAAUGGCAGCGGCAGCGGCGCUGACGAUAGCAGCGGCAUUGUCGUUGAGCCUUUUCCUAAUAUGCCGCCAGAUGGCGCCAGGUGUGCGCCACGCACACACUUCAAUGAAGAUAACGACAUUGUGAUGGCAACGCCGCCCAAACAGCAGGCGCUCUCGCUCUCACCCGCACACUCGCGUCAAUCGUCAGCUGCCGUCGACGAUGACGCCUCCGUCGCCGCCGCCGCCGCCGUUGACGACGAUGACUCAGAGAUAAGCCGCAUGCAGACAAACACCUCAACGCCCAUUAAGCUAAUGAAGUCGCGUUCGCGCACAAACAUUUUGGCUGUGCCGCUGCCCAGUGUGGAGCGCGGUCUGGCAACGACGUCAGCAGCGGCAGCAGCAGCAGCAACAACAACAACAAAAACAACAACAACGCUGAUCACGUUACGUGCUAAGGCGAAAACGCUGCCGCAGAACUUAUCGCCGUCAGUUGCACUGCGCGAGGCGGCCGCGCUGGACGAUACGGCGCACUAUUACAGCAGCAACAAUAACAACAACAGCAACAACAAGCAGCAGCAGCAGCUGCCGCAACGUCAGCUGUUUGGCGGCAGCAGCGCCAGCCAUUUGGACGGCAGCAACAACUGCGGCUCCGGUUCCGUUGCUGGUUCCGGCUCCGGUUCCAGUUACAAAUUGCAGAGCAGCGCCUCGGCUGCCUCCAUUCUAACGCACAGUUUUCCGCCCAAGAAUUUGUUUCUCCUGAAAUCAACGCCCAAGUUAACUGCGGAUGCCACGCCCCCGCAUCCGCCCCCAGCAGCGGCCAUCACAUCGCCGCCAAAGAAAUCGCUGAGCUUUAUUCGCCGCGCGCACUCCACGAAAUUGUCGCGCAGCAAUUCGCUGCUGAAAACGAUCGGCGGAGGGGGUGCCGCUGGAGCAGGCGGAGGCGCAGCAGCGGCGCAUCAGUCGCUGGUAAUGCUGCCGCACGGCGGCAUGCCGUCGGGCACAGCGCUGUCGGCGUCGAGCAGCUGCGCCAGCGACACGACCGGCAGCUGGGGCAAGCACUUCUACGUCAGCUACGAUGUCUGCCCGCUGGGCCUGGACGAGCUGAGCGCCUACUUCCAGACCGACCACUGCGAGGAGCUCAUCUGCGAGCGCUUCAUGCUGAAGGAACUCACCUUGCACACGACCACAACAACGACUCUUGCGACUGCCGUCGGCGUCGCAGCAGCAGAGGCAGCCGACGCAGGCGCCUCCACAUCGGUGGCGGAGCAGCAAAGCAAUGCAACGGCAGCGGACGAUGAUGCGGGACAUCAUUCUGAUACUUCAUAUGAGAAGGCCUGUCGCCGCGGUUCGGCGCCCACAACGCCCAUUCUGGGCAGCAAACAGCAUCAGCCGGAGCACAAUGCCGCCUCCCGCUUUACCAAUUUCUUCUCCAAGAGAUCAAAUCCCCUCAAGCGUACAAAGUCGGUGACCAAAUUGGAGCGCACCAAGCGCGGAUCGGGUGGACUGCGCGGCUCGCGCUCCCACGAGAGUCUACUCUCCAGUCAUGCAGUCAUGUCCACGAUUGAUUUGUCAUGCACCGGCGCUGUGGGCGUUGCUCCCGUACACCAAUCGGUGCUGGGCCGCCGGCACUGCUUCCAGGUGCGCGGCGGGCCGCGUGGCGAGCGAUACUAUUCGUGCGGCUCACGCCAGGAGCGAGACCUCUGGAUCUACUCGCUGCGCAAAUCGAUAGCACCGAAUGCGGAGCACACUCGCCGCACGGACAACUCGCUGAAGCUCUGGGUGUAUGAGGCAAAGAACUUGCCCGCCAAAAAGAAAUACUUCUGCGAGCUGCAGCUGGACAAGACGCUGUACGGCCGGACGAGCGUCAAGCUGCAAACGGAUCUGUUGUUCUGGGGCGAAUACUUUGAUUUUCCCGACAUACCCGAGAUCAAUGUGAUCACCGUCAAUGUUUUUCGUGAGGUCGACAAGAAGAAGAAGCGCGACAAAUAUCAGUUUGUCGGCUCCGUGAAAAUACCCGUGCACGAGGUGACCUCGCGUCUGAUCUGCGAGGACUGGUAUCCCAUACUGAGCGACAAGGCCGGCGACAGUCUCGGCCGCACCGGGCUGGGCAAGGAUAAGGAGCGCGAGCUGCUGCCAACGUUGCGGAUCAAGUGCCGAUUCCAGAGCACCGACAUUCUGCCCAUCAACAUCUAUGGCAAUUUUCUGGCCUACCUCAAGGAGAACUACAAGCGCGUCUGCGAAACGCUCGAGCCGGUGAUCGGGGUCAAGGCCAAGGAGGAUAUCGGCCAGGCGCUCGUCCUGCUCAUGCAUGCCCAGGGCCUGGCUGGUGCCUUUCUCACCGAUGUCGUUGCGCUCGAUCUGCUGCGCGUCGGCGAUCAGCGCUUGACCUUUCGCGGCAACUCGCUGGCCACCAAGAGCAUGGAGGCGUUUCUCAAGCUGACCGGCGAGCAGUAUCUGCAGGACACGCUCUCGGCGCCCAUUAAUGAGCUCAUACAAUCCGAGCGCGACUGCGAGGUCGAUCCGACCAAGACGAGCGGCUCCUCGGCCGGCUCGCUGCAGCGCCAGCAGGCGGCAUUGCGCGGCGCCGUUCGCAGCGCCUGGCAAUGCAUUUACGAGUCGCAUAAACACUUUCCGCCGCAGCUGCGCGCCUGCUUUGCCACGUUCCGGGAGCGCCUGCAGCAGCUGGGCCGCCAGGAUAUGGCCGAUAAUCUGAUCUCGGCGAGCAUAUUCCUGCGCUUCCUCUGCCCGGCGAUCCUGUCGCCGUCCCUGUUCAACAUUACCAGCGAGCUGCCGUCGGUGCGUGCCACACGCAACCUGACGCUGGUGGCCAAAACCCUCCAGACGCUGGCCAAUUUUACACGCUUCCAGGGCAAGGAGAACUUUAUGGAGUUCCUCAACGAUUUUCUCGAACAGGAGGCGUCGCGCAUGCAGCAAUUCCUCGAGUAUAUAUCGUCGCGUCCGGAGCACGCGACACCCGAUUCCAUACUCGACUGGGCCGGCUACAUUGACCAGGGCAAACAGCUGUCCAUAUUGCACAGCCUGCUCAGCGAGAGUCUGGCCAAGCUGCCGGAGGCGCGUCAGCACGAGCUGGAUCCGCUCCAGCAUAUACUCGACGAUAUCAGCCGGGCCAAGGAGCUGUCUGGCGGACCUGCGCUCGCCUCCGGCUACUUGCCGACGGUCAUGUCCACGCACUCCAUUGCCAGCGAGAACCAGGAGAAUCGCCAGCCCGAAGGCGGCUGCAGCAUGGCGCCCACCAGCUCCACCCACUCGCAGCAGCAGCAGCAGCAGCAACACUUGCAACAACAACAACAACAGCAACAGUUGCAGCAACAGGCGCAGCCGCAGCAUGCGGUGGUCAGCAAGCCGCUGCCCGCGGAGCGUGGCAUUAUGCGUGGCGUGCUCACGCCCAGCGCGCUGGAGAAGAACAUAUUCCGCUACAAUGAUCCCACGGUGAACGUGCGCCUCCAGCAGCAGCAACAGCAGCAGCAGCAACAACAAUUGGAUCAGCAUUCGCAGCAGCUGCUGUCGAACUCGCAGAGCUCGAUCGCAAAUGCCGGCGGCUACAUGAGCUCACCUGUGCUGCAGCACGCCCAGUCGCAGAGCUCGAUGGCAUCCUCCUCGCUGAACGGCAGCAACAGCAAUUUGUUGAUGCAGCCGCAUCCCGCCCAGCAACAGCAGCAGCAGCAGUUGGGACAUUGCCCGCCGGCGCCGCAGACGAGCGCAGCCAGCACCAUGGAGCGCAUGGAUCGGCUGGGCCAUACCUAUCAGUAUGUGGUCAAUCACAAUGGCAAUGCCGACUAUGACAGCUCCACGGGCAGCUCCCGGGCGCGCACCUUGCCGCGCAAUAACUGCAAUACAAACAGCAACAACAACAACAACAGCAAUCAGAGCGGCAGCUACGACGACAUGCCCGGCGAAUUCAUCCAAAUCUCUGGCCUGGACACCAGCAGCGCCUUUGUGCGUAAAUCCCCAACGCCGCUGCUUAAGGCGGGCGCCGCCGCAUCAUCGGGAGCUGGAGCCGGAUCAGGAGCUGGGUCACGUAGCCAGCGCAUCAAUCGUCAUAAUCUGAAUCUAAAUCUGGGCAUACCCGAUCACUCAGGCCACGGCAAUUAUGCACGUGCGCCGCUCAAUCCCAACUCGAACAUGCCCAAGAAUCUGGAGGAUCUCGACGAUCUGUUCAAGUACGCCGAGGAGCAGGAGGUCAUUGUCGAGCCGCAGCCAACUGGCAGCCAUGCCCAUGCCCACGCCAAUGCCCAUGGCCACGCCCAUGGCCAUGGCCAUGGUCAGAACAAGCAACAGCUGUCGGCCAAGAGCAGCCACUGCAGCUCCGGCUACCAGAGCAUCUCCACCAAUCCCUCGCCCGCACAGUCCUCCAGUCCCGUGGAGAACCAGCUCCAGCUUCAGCUCCAGCCGCAGCAGCAACAGCAGCAGCUGCCGCUCAAGAUGAGCGCACCGCUGGCCUUCAAGAAUCCCUCGUAUCAGCUGCAGAGCAACUGCAGCAUGCCCAAUGCGUCCGGGCGUGGCCCGGCUACGCCACAGCCGAGCGCAUUUGGCGGGCGUGUGAAGCCGCUGGGCGCUGGUCUUGUGGCGGCACGGGCCGCCUUUCUCAACAGCGGCGGCACCUUGGAUGCGGCCACCCUGACUCCGAGCUCCUCGGACGAACAGCUGUCGGCGGACAACUAUUAUAGCUAUGCCGCGGCAGCAGCUGCCGGCGCCAAUGUGGCCAGCAAACUGGAGGCGCAGCGCUCCCUCAGCGGCGGCAGCAGCUCCUCCAAUUCCAACUCCAAUUCAGGCAAGCCGCACGCCUACGGCCGGCUCAAUGGCGGCGGCCCGCUCAAGCGCGAGGAUGUCUACGGCAGCGCCAGCGGCAUAGGUGUCGCCUAUGCCAUGUCCACGCCGCAUCAUCAUCAGCAGCAGCCACAGCAGCAGCAGCAGCAGCAGCAACAGCAUCAACACCAUCAUCAUCCCCAUCCCCACCAGCAGCAGCACCAACAACAACAACAACAACAACAACAACAGCAGCACCCGCAGCAGCAGCAGGAACACAAGCAAUACGCCAGCAGCGGCGGCGCCAGCAGCGCAGCCACCUCCUCGACGGCGGUGGCCCAGCGACGCCUCAGCCUGGACUCGGCGCGAACGCUCUCCGACAGCAGCACCGACACGGAGGGUCACUGCGCACAGCUGCAGGAGGGCAAACGACGUCGCCAGCUGCGCAGCAGCAAUAACAGCGGCGGCGCUGGCGGCGGCUCGGAAUCGUCGGGCCUGUGCAAGGGCUACGAUCAGAAUGGCGAAAUCCAGCUGCUGCAGGAGACGCUCGACACGCUGCGCCACACUCUGGACCGUGACGAGGCCGAGCUGCGCGAUUCCAGCGAUGAGCUGUUCGCGCUGCAGCGACCAGGCUGCGCCGGCGGCGGCAGCGGCGGCAAUGGCGUCAACAAUCUGAGCCAGCAGUCGGAGUCGACCAUGCGCAGCAUUAUUGACAGGCAAAACCUUUGCAGGCUCAUCACCAUGGAGGAGGAGCUGCGCCGCGAGCAGCUAAAAAUGUCGCUGGCGCUCUCCCACAAGCAGCGCGUCAUCGAGGAGCAGGGCCAGCAGAUCGCGGCGCUAGACGCCGCCAACAGUCGGCUGCUGAGCGCGCUGACAGCGCUGCGUCAGCGCUACGAGACGCAGCAGCAGCAACAGCAGCAGCAUCAGCAGCAGCAGCAGCAAGCACCAAAGAACCAGAAGCCACAGUGAGCGGUUGGAGCGGAGCCGGCGGAAGCAGGCGCGAUAGAAGCGGCAUGCGGUCAGGGUUGAGGUUGCAUGUAGAUUAGCUACAGCCUGCACCCAGGACAUACACACACACACACACACACACAAGUUGAAGCUGCCGCCGUUGUCGUCGUGUAUUUUUUUUUUUCGUCAGAUUAAGAUACAUUUUUGUUUAAAAACCUUUUUUUUUGCGCCAAUUUUUUUUAUUGCUAUGCUAUAUAAAUUAUACUACAUGUUUAAUAUAAUACAUACAUAUAUAUAUAUAUAUAUAUAUAUGUAUAUGCAUAUAUAUAUACACAUAAAUAAUACAUACAUAUUAUACAUAAUUUCUCAAGCUAUGUUUAAACAAAAUGAUGUAAAACAAAAACGCAACUGUUGCUGCAGCAGCGGCAACGGCAGAAGAUUGUAAAAGUUAAAAUAAAAACAAAUAAAAGAAGCAGAGAACAGGACGAAGAAGAGUGCAGAACAAGUUAAGUUAAUGAAUAAAAUUAUAACCAAAGUUAGACAAA
Messenger RNA from Drosophila montana, 7605 nucleotides. RefSeq names its product Ras GTPase-activating protein raskol (gene raskol). The record is from RefSeq and is a predicted model, not a curated record. NCBI's taxonomy places the organism in Eukaryota, Metazoa, Arthropoda, Insecta, Diptera, Drosophilidae. The transcript is spliced from 6 exons. Gene Ontology annotation, biological process: regulation of GTPase activity. Bases 839 to 7081 code for a protein of 2080 amino acids.